AUGAUCAUUGACGACAGAUCAAGAUCUCUCGACGUUGUGAGAGUAUUAUUAUUAUUAUUAUUAUUAUUAUUAUUAUUAUUAUUAUUAUUAUUAUUAUUAUUAUUAUUAUUAUUAUUAUUAUUAUUAUUUUUAUUAUUAUUAUUAUUAUUAUUAUUAUUAUUAUUAUUAUUAUUAUUAUUAUUUUUAUUAUUAUUAUUAUUAUUAUUAUUAUUAUUAUUAUUAUUAUUAUUAUUAUUAUUAUUAGUUCAUAUGUCACUAGUUAGAUUUCUCACUGCUUCUUUCCCUUUGACGGUAUUGAAGGAAGAAUCUUGA
This is a messenger RNA of Necator americanus (New World hookworm), 312 nucleotides long. RefSeq lists its product as uncharacterized. The transcript has 2 exons. Lineage: Eukaryota; Metazoa; Nematoda; Chromadorea; Rhabditida; Ancylostomatidae. Bases 1 to 312 code for a protein of 103 amino acids. The record is from RefSeq and is a predicted model, not a curated record.